GACGAAUUACAGUUCUCAAGUCAGCUAUCGCUUCGCAACACAUCGAGAGCCUGUUCUUGAUGCUUUUUAUUGUCUCACCCGGCCGUAUGACUAUGAAUCUUGUCUAUUUGGAUCUUACCGCCACAGACAUUCAAAUAACAUGAGUCGGGUUCUGGAAAUACAUCGACUUGCCACUGUGGGGAUUUGUACUACCAAUGCUACGCGGUGCAAGUAUUGGUGCGGAGGUGAGCGAGCUGAAUUGGAAUGCCAAGUCAUAAAGAGGGCUGUCGCUGGUAUCGAGUUGGCCCCCCUCCCACAGCUUUAAAGAACCGACAAUCUCCACAAUUCAAUCACUUUUGCUGAAAAUAUUGGGCAAUUUGUGCACUUCAACACAAUGUCUGGGGUACGAAUACCAUACCGACCUGCUAGUGUUCUUCCAACAGGAAUUCCACCUCUUAACCUGUUCAGACUGUGGGCGCAUUCUCCUUCCACUUUGCCUCACGCAAUAUCUUUGGGAACAGCUUGUUUUCGCGACACCUCACUUACUCCAUAUCAACGGGAGCUUGUUUGUUUGCUCAACGCCCAGCGACUUGCUUGCGAGUAUCAGUGCAAACAGCACAUACAGAUCGCCAAGACAGUAGGAAUCACGGACGGACAAAUUGAAGCAUUGAUCUCGGGCAACAUCUCGUCCUCAGUCUGGUCAGCGUCAGAAAAAGCAUUAUUAGCUUUUGUAGACGAAGUGAUUGCCGGUCCUGAAGUAAGCGACGAGGUCUUUGCCAACGUCAGACGGUGCUACAGUGAUCAGGUGCUUGUUGAGGUUGUCACCAUGCAGGGCUUCUAUUACAGCUUGGCUAGGAUCGCAACUGUAUUCCGUGUCGAUCUUGAACAUACUAGCCGGAUGGUGGAUUCGGAAGCAAAUGGUAGGGGGGAUUGAAUUGUUUUCAGGGAGAAGAAAAAGAAUCUUUGGUUGAGCACUGUUCUUGCUUAGAAGCAUGUUCUUGUCCUUGGCGAAGCGUUGGAGUAUAGGCGUUCAUUCGGCCAUU
Molecule: messenger RNA, 1022 nt
Organism: Mollisia scopiformis
Lineage: Eukaryota; Fungi; Ascomycota; Leotiomycetes; Helotiales; Mollisiaceae
Exons: 2
Coding region: 374-913 (179 amino acids)
Molecular function (GO): peroxiredoxin activity
Source: RefSeq, a predicted model, not a curated record